UUACUUGAAAAACGGAAAACUCAUUUAUUUCUAGACUCGCUCACUACGCAGCGCCACGGUCGCAUGAAGCAAAAUGGCGAGUCUGUAACAGCGUACACAAAUAGUAGGAUCAAGAUCGAUCAAGAAUGGGGGAAGCACGUAAGGUGACUUACAAUUUCAUUUUUAAAAAGGAUUAACACAAGUAGGUCGUUCAGAAAACUCAGAAUGAGUGAAGAGAGAGGAAAAAUGAUAAAAUUUCUGGGUAUUACAUAAAGCAGUUAGCACCCUCGGAACAGAAACGUCGGAAUAUACACUUAAGCGUCGCAGUGCCAACAAUAGGCAUCGUUUCUCGGCUUCUGUCUAAGAUGAAAGUGAUCUAAUACCAUGGAAUAUACUGUAAAGCUGUCGGUAGCGCCUAUCUAUAGAGACAGUGGGAAGCUAGGACCAUGACCUACUUUGAACUUGGGGAACGCUGCGGAUGUGAGCACCGCUUGGCACCAAGUCUUUUAAGUGUGAGUUCGCCCGUUCAGCUAUCGAUUGCUGUGGUAGGUGGCUGUCUGAAUGGCCAGUCCUCCGCGUGGCCCAGUGACGUCCACCAUCAAUUUUCUUCCGUUACAUUUUCCCCUGUUGUCAAGGCAGUCCUGUAAUCAGAAUUCUGGAGCGGAAGAGGAAGAGUUGUGUGUGCCUAACACAAACAUCUAUACUUCAAAAGGCCAAUGUAAAUAGUAUGACCAAAGGUGGAAUUAUAAUCAUCAAGAAGCAAGCAUUAUGUAGCUGUUACUGGUAGCAGACAUCAGUUGAUCUGUGAGUCACAAAUGGAAAAACCUUACCAUGUUCGAAGGGGAGUGGCUGGAGGUGGAAAGCGAGAAGACACAAAUAUUCUACCAUGAUUGCCAAGAUCUGCACUAUCAUUCAGUUCUCCUGUCAGGGAAACUGCGUGAUAUUCUUCUAUCACUGCAUAGGAAUGCUUUGAAAGGGAGUCAGAAUAAGGAAGCAGAAAAUGAGAUAGUGGAUCUUGAGAACUUGAGUUACACUACAGAUGCAAUGCAAUCAGUAGUCGAGUCUUUUAAAAGCUUGUCUCUGCAUGAGAUGCCAUCAGACAUGAAGUCUGUUAUGCAUACCACCAGUAGUGUGGACUCAUCCUCUCUAGGAAGCUACAAAGCAGUGAACACUGCUCCUAUACCUGGCAAGAAGGACAAAAGUCCUCUGUUCAGAUUCAAGACAAGUUGGUGGAGAGAUAUCCUGUGGAAGGACCGACUUACUUUGGCGUAUCUUACUUACCAUACAGUGACAGAGAUUCUGACCAGGUGUAACAAAAUUGCUGAGCAAAACCAUAAUCACUGCACACUGGAAAAUUUGUUCAGAUUAUCGAGCUUGUACAAUGAAGUCCUGGCUCUUGGUGCUCAGGAUAACAAGGGUGUUGCCACCUUCUGCCGUAAUACAUGCCCAAUCUUGCAACAUCCUCUGCGAAAGCUCUCAGUCACAAAGAUUAUUCAGGUACUGGCACAGAGCCAUGCAGAAAACUGCUGCCACUCUCUGGUGAAUAGCCUUCUGGACAUAUACAAGCCUACAGACACACAUAUUUCUGUCAUGGAUUGCAAUGGAAUGACUACUCCAGAUAACUCCAACUCUAGCAUUGAAAUAUAUGAGGCUCUGACUCAACACAUGACUCCACCUUGUGUGACCUCAGAGCUGCCCCCAGUAGAGAGAGUGGGAGCUGUAGGAAUGAAGGAAAUUGCCACUCUACAGACACGGCGUACAUGUAGCCCAGAACUCGAACGUCUGUUGGUAGAGGAGGAGGCACACGUAUCUGUGUUGCUGAGUGUAGCAGCGCACAGUGCACCUCAUCUUCUGGGGUCAGGUGGUGUCAAGCCUUCCCGCACCUCUGGUAUGCCCCGUGUUUCGAAGCAGGUUCGAACAAAAGUGAUAGAAUACUAUCAGCAGGUCCUCUGGGGUGAGGUGGGAGCCUUCUCUGAACAUGUACUGCUGUGGUGGAGAGAUGGGCCUCUUAUUGGCACCCUGCCUCCUGAGAGUUGCCAGCUGCUUUGUGAAUGGCUGCGUUCAGUCGUAUCUUCUGGUGUGGUGCCAGAACUUGUGGUGCCAGCAGUGCACAGCCUGGCGGAUGGUUUAGGGUGUCAUGUUACUACUACCUUAUGGGACCAGCUGUUCAGACAGACUUUGGUGCAGGGACACAAGUUUGCUUACAGUGCAGACAAAGAGAAGGGAUCAGUGUGUGGCCGACUGUUUGCUGACCUGCUGCACCAGUUGGUGAGUCUUAGCAAUGCAUGUGAGCCCAUGGUGCCCAUUGACCUGCUUCCAACCCAGGCAUUGGAGGAUCUGCCACUUGUGGAACAGAUUCCAGUUCUGCACAGGCUAGAUCAUUCUGUGCACACAGCAAGGCUAUGGGCUGCCAAUACUGCACGGCAUCUUGUCAACGCCUGGUCCGUAGAUGCAUUCUUUGUGAUCACGCAGACUGACAUCAGCCUUUGCCUCACAGAACUUCAGAUGCUCAAGCUUACAGAUCACAAAGGAUUUUCUGAGAUGCAUAGUGAACACGUGAUGGUGUGUGCCAAGAUGCGUUCAAAACUAACCUCUGAGAUCCGUGAUAAUAUCCGCAAGUUGAAGCAGCUGCUGCCAGAUGAAUGCAUCCAGGGCAUGGCAACUGUUUGCCGCACCAUCAGUCUUGCCAACCUGCACAUGUGCUUCCCCAAACCACACUAUUGGAGACACUCGUCUGGUGCACCUCCUAAACCUGCUAGUCCAUAUGUUCAAGAAUAUCUUGAUCGUGUGCUCCGUCCGGUUCUUAUGGCAGUGUCAUCACUUCCCACUCCAGUGCAACAGAAUAUUGGUACAACAGUUUUGAGAUUGCUUUGUGAAGCGUGGCUUGAUCAUAUUUAUAUGCAUCGCAUAAAGUUCAGUGAAUGGGGUGCACUGCAGCUUUUGGUGGACUUUGGCUCAGUGCCAGACUGGCUGGAAGGAUGUCCAUGGUUGCAGACAGAAGUGCGGAACCACUUGGCACACAGUGAGGUCCUGCGAAGAUGUGAGGGGGUGGGACGUUUGCUACUUCGUCAUCCAGGAGAACCUAUCGCUAUGGUAUCCCCCAUCUCUGCUAGUAAAGGCAAGACUGAAGACAAAGACUCUCCUCGAGGCUCCAUCCACUCAGGAGGGCUGGAUACAAUGCCAGCUGAGAUGUUUGUUCCAAAUCAGGAGCAAUGGCUGGAGCUUCGAGUUCCGAAACGCAAGGGCUUGUGUGGUGCAUAUUCCCAGUGCUGCAGCAGCUGAUAAACAAGAUACAGAAAUAUAUCAUUCUCAGUGAUUUAAAAUGUUAAUAACAAGCAGGAACAGGAGACUCAGAGAGAUUGUGACAGUCCACAAUAUUUCAUAAGUUUUUCUCAUUACAAGAGGCCUUGGAUUAUUGUCAUAUUGCUGUGAUAGCAGUGAGCAUUAUUCUAUUUAAUGUUAUGUCCAGAGUGGCAAAGGAGAUCACUCAACUUCAUAGUCAGUGGACACCAGCCUUUUUCCUUCUUGGUGCCAAAAAUGAAGCUGUCAUUCACCUCAAUCUAGCUGUUUCUUAUAACAAUUUUCUUAAAAAUAUAUUAACUUUCACAGUGGAAUAAAUUGGAAACUGUGAAGUCAGUUCUCACAGUAGGUAAGAUGAUGUCUGUCAUUUCAAGAUGUAAUGUUGUGAAAUUGAUCUAGAAUGAUUGGUGUAUUUUUAAAUAUGCUGUAUUAUGAAAUUAGAUUCUGUUCCUCCAUGCUAAUAGGAAUGAGUGAAUAACAUGAGAAAAUGAGAA
This is a messenger RNA of Cryptotermes secundus, 3773 nucleotides long. RefSeq names its product coiled-coil domain-containing protein 142. The record is from RefSeq and is a predicted model, not a curated record. Bases 811 to 3261 code for a protein of 816 amino acids. NCBI's taxonomy places the organism in Eukaryota, Metazoa, Arthropoda, Insecta, Blattodea, Kalotermitidae. The transcript has 16 exons.